This is a messenger RNA of Lepisosteus oculatus (spotted gar), 3703 nucleotides long. RefSeq names its product chromatin complexes subunit BAP18. The record is from RefSeq and is a predicted model, not a curated record. Gene Ontology annotation, cellular component: MLL1 complex; NURF complex. Lineage: Eukaryota; Metazoa; Chordata; Actinopteri; Semionotiformes; Lepisosteidae.
GCCAAUCAGCAGCCGAGAACCGCGGUUGUGGACCAAUAGACGCGCAAGCCGCGCGGGUGGCUGGGGUUUCCUGCUCGCGCUCUAGUUGCUGUCUUUUUAUUUUAAUUUGAGCAAAAUUGGCCGAAAUGGGCUCACUGGAUGGGCUAGGAAGUCCGCUUUUUUCGUUGGCAUGAUCAAAAUGGUUGUUUUCACCCCCGGGGGAGCGUUAUACAGGUUUCCGAGGUCUGUACGUCUGUCAUAAUGAUAGGAGUGAAGGAGGCCUGGGUAUUGUUUUGUACUGAAUGGACACAGAAUAUAGUUUAACCUGAAGCGCGAUGCGACUUUCAUGCCAGUUCUUUCCUGUAACGUCCACGUUGUAGAAAAUAAAGUGUUUAAUUUGUGCUUUGACAUGCAGUACGGGGGGGGAAAUACAGUGCACUUGCAUUUGUAAAGCACAACGUUUUUAAUCUCAGAAAAGAAAGCAACAGCAACAUCGUUCUGAAGUUACACUGGCAGAGUGUAUUUUGCUUCUAAGCUUAGUCAAUGUAGUAUCUGUUUGAUUGUGUUUUGCAUUGGAGGGCUCCCAGCAUGUGCCACCGCAGUUAGAUGAUUUAGACCCUCUGCAGACCCCGGAGUGUUUUUAUUUGUCCUUUCCAAGUAUUCGGUGGGAAAAAAUGACUUCAGCGUCGACCAAGGUGGGGGAGAUCUUCUCCGCAGCAGGUGCUGCCUUCACCAAACUGGGGGAGUUGACUAUGCAGCUGCACCCGGUGGCUGACUCCAGUCCGGCUGGAGCCAAGUGGACGGACACGGAGAUUGACAUGCUGCGUGCAGCCGUGCGGCGGUUUGGGGACGACUUGAACAAAAUCAGCUCUGUCAUCAAGGACCGCACUGUCAGUGCUCAAAUCAAGACGACCGUAAAGAGGAAGCUGUACGAGGACAGCGGGGUUCCCCUCUCCUCUGAAUCUCCCAAGAAGACGCCCAAGAAAACCCAGGUCUCCGUGGCGACGACCCCAGCUGUCAUCACUGUGCCAACCUCGCAGGUUGUCGUGACGACAGCCCUGCAGGACCCCUCUCCCGCGCCCUCAGCCAUCAAGAAGCAGAAGACGGCAGAUGUCACUCUGAGUGCACUGAAUGACUCAGAUGUGAACAGUGACCUUGUGGACAUUGAGGGACUGGAAACGGGCUCCACCACUAAGAAGCUCAACUUUGACCAGGAGAGCCUCAAUUUGGACUCCAGUUUGAUUAUGAACUCCAGCGACCUGCCCCUCCUCUCGCGCUGAUGCCCUUCCCCCACGAGGCCGGCCAGUCCUCACCCAGGCAGGAAAUGACACGCUGUAAGACGUCAAAACAUCAGGCAUGGAAAAGGACAGCACCGAGGCAAUGGGGACAAGUCACAUUAGCUGUUUAAAAGGAUCACUUUCUCAAAUCUCAAAAAGUGGGGAAAAAUACAGAACAGUUACUACCUGCAUACCAAGCUUCCUUGCAAUGUUUGUCAUUUAUCAUGGAAUCAUUAUAGUUGGGGUGGGGGGGGGUGGGGACAAAUAUCAUGAUGAAAACUUUGAAAAGCUCCUGGUUUUGUUUUUUUCGGCAUCCUGUACUUGACUGAAAGGUGGAGAGACAAGACAGCUGCAGGUGGAGGGGAGAGGUGUUGGUGAAACCAUCCCAAGCUGUCCUACUUCAUUCAGAGUGGCCGAGAUCAUUGCUUUGUCUUACGUUUUGGACUAUCUUGUGCACUCUGGAGGAAAAAAAUGCUAUUAAAUAGCAUUUUUUUUUUAGAAAAAAAGAGACAAGGUCGGACGGUGACUCUUCAUUGCCGAAAGGAUUCAUCUUCAGAUGCAGUUCCAGGGAUGGCUCACCCAUCUGGGUGCAUCGGACUCCAGCAGGGUUUAUGUGUGUUUUUUGAGGAUCAGUGACUUCAGAAUGGAAGAGCUCAAUUGGAGUGAAAACCUGAAUAUUCUACAUCUUUCCCUGACCGGACAGAAGCACUCCUAACUUACCUGAGCCAGUCUCAUGACAAAGGGUUCAAAAACCUCCUGUGUUUUUCCUCUGUUAGCAGACUAAUUCUCAACUAUUUCUGCUCAAAUUAAAAAAAAAAAAAGACACUAGGCUAGGUGAGUUUUAGUUGAAAUGCAACUCCCUGCUUCUGUGAGCUUACAGUGAUAGAGACUGCUCACAUAAAGCACUGUGGAGAUGGAAUUUGAGUGUCAAAUAGACAAGGGGCAGACAGGUGUCGUGAUGAUCAAAACCGGGUGGAUAUAACAUACCAUUUAAAAUAAAAUUGGCCCUCCUACAUCUAAUGUUUCUAAAGACUCAAAGAACCCUGCUGGACUAUGUUUCUUAGGGAUUGUGUUUACCACACAUGGUGUAUAGGGUCCAAGUGUAAUAUUACUAGUUUUUUAGUCUAUCUCAAUUCAAUUUUUAUUUUUUUUUAAUAUGCUUUUUAGAUAUUUGUCACGACUGCAGAUAUUACCUGGUCCUAAGCGAUGAGUUGGGUUUCGGGAGCAAGUGGAAUUAUUAAAGGAUAUUUUUCUAUCAUGUCAGAUAGACAUUUCUGGGUCUACUGAAUAAAACAUUGUGCUUAAAAUUUUACAAAGUGAAUUAUUUUUCUCUAUACAAAUUUACAUUUCCUGCUGUCCUGUACACUGGCUUCUAAAGUCUUUUCAGUAGAAGACUGACUUGUUGGAAAUAUUCACUUCUGAUGAAUAUAGGGGAUUAUUUCUCUCCGCUGAAUAUGUAGCUAGAUUUGUUUUAUUGUUGAAUUUAGUGUAUUUACAACAGGAAAAAUAAUUUAAAGCAUGCAGUGUUCUUGGGUUUUAUUGUUUCAGGUCAGUAAUUGAGAAAUGAAAGGGCGUUUGGUUCUUCUUGCAGCUUUCAAGAGUGUGCAUAAUACUAUCCUACUUCUGAAAUGGCAUGUAGUGGCAGUUUGACUUAUUUUCUAUUUUAUGGGUACAGAUUUGCUGUGAAUACUUGUUGCACAGCAUAUAUUCUUGAUUACUUGCACCUCUGUUGAGGUUGCGUCUGUAGUUUUGUUUUUAGGCCAAUAAUAGAGAAACAAAGCCAAUAUAAGCAACAUUAAAGUUGCAGAAAAUCCCCAGGCAAUGCCAGACACCACUCUUCAAAUGCGCUUUGUCAAGUAAUAAAAAUCAUGGAACACAACAACCCAAUCAGUUCUGUUAAUUCCAGUCUCCUUGUCCCGUGUGGAAACUGCUGCUUGAUCAUUAUUCUAAGAUGGGUAACCUUGGUUCUUCUGGGCCAUGCCAAGGCUCAGAUGUAAAUGUUGCUGUAAUUCUCAUAAUUGGCCUAGCAGCAGUUGGUCCUUUUUAAUAAUUAGGGUUGGACUGAAGCAUGACAAUGGAAUACAGUUGAUAUCCACACUGAUUACCUACCUGUCACCAAAAAGGACAAUUGCUUCAUAUUUCCUUAACUGUACCUUGAGUGGUCAAAGGUUAAGUGUGGAAUACAGCAUUGCUGUACUUUCUGGUGAAUACACCAAGUUUGUGGAAACUUGUGUUUGUAAACUUUACCCUGUUGUGUGAUGAUGGCUUUUUUUUUUUCCUUUGCAAUUUUUCUCCUUUAUUAAGUUGAUAUAAAUUGUUUUGGUGUAACUUGUAGAUAGUUUGAUAGUGAUCAACACAUAUGCAUUUGUACAACCGUGUAAUUAAAACCAAGUUUUUAAAAGCAGUGCAAUGUAAUAAUGUAGUAAAUGUAAUUUUAAACAAUCCAA